GCGCGGCCGCCAUUUUACACCAUCCUGUGGAGUGGGGAGCAGAGCUGGGUCUGCGCUGUGGAGCUGCACGCCUUUCUCCUUCUUUUUUUUACACCCUUCCUUCCGAAAGAAUACAUUACCACACGGCUGAGUGAUCCAUCGCCAGGCCUGGUAUCUCACAGUGACCUAGAUGAAAGAGCAAUUGAAGCUUUGAAAGAGUUCAAUGAAGAAGGAGCUCUGCAGGUUCUACUUCAGUUUAAGGACAGCGAUCUCUCACAUGUUCAGAACAAAAGUGCCUUUCUGUGCGGUGUAAUGAAGACCUACAGGCAGAGGGAGAAACAGGGGACCAAAGUGACAGAAGCCAGUAAAGGACCAGAUGAAGCAAAAAUAAAAGCUUUGCUGGAAAGAACUGGUUACACGCUUGAUGUGACUACAGGUCAGAGAAAAUAUGGUGGCCCCCCUCCAGAGACGGUGUACUCGGGGCCACAACCCACUAUCGGUACAGAGAUUUUUGUUGGCAAAAUUCCAAGAGAUUUGUUUGAAGAUGAGCUUGUGCCGUUGUUUGAAAAAGCUGGGUCUAUUUGGGACCUUCGUCUCAUGAUGGACCCCCUUAGUGGCCUCAAUAGGGGAUAUGCCUUUGUCACUUUCUGCACUAAAGAAGCUGCCCAGGAGGCAGUAAAAUUGUGUAAUAACACUGAAAUUCGACCUGGGAAACACAUUGGUGUGUGCAUCUCCGUAGCCAAUAACAGACUGUUUGUGGGUUCUAUUCCCAAGAGCAAAACAAAAGAACAAAUUGUAGAAGAAUUUGGAAAAGUCACAGAGGGUCUUAAUGAUGUUAUACUGUAUCAUCAGCCAGAUGACAAAAAAAAGAAUAGGGGCUUUUGCUUCUUGGAAUAUGAAGACCAUAAAACUGCUGCUCAGGCACGGCGCAGACUGAUGAGUGGGAAAGUGAAGGUGUGGGGCAAUGUGGUGACUGUGGAGUGGGCUGAUCCGAUAGAGGAUCCCGAUCCAGAGGUCAUGGCUAAGGUGAAAGUGCUGUUUGUCCGAAACCUUGCAAGUACUGUAACGGAAGAUAUACUUGAAAAGACAUUUAGCCAGUUUGGCAAAUUGGAGCGAGUGAAGAAGCUGAAGGAUUAUGCUUUCAUUCACUUCGAUGAAAGAGAAGGCGCAGUGAAGGCAUUAGCCGAGAUGAACGGAAAAGAUCUGGAAGGAGAGCACAUUGAAAUAGUUUUUGCAAAGCCACCCGAUCAGAAAAGGAAGGAACGCAAGGCUCAGCGACAAGCUGCUAAAACUCAAAUGUAUGAUGACUAUUACUACUAUGGCCCCCCUCACAUGCCACCUCCCUCAAGAGGCCGAGGCCGCGGAAGCCGGGGAGGGUACUCCUACCCUCCCGAUUACUACGGCUAUGAAGAUUACUAUGACUAUUACGGCUAUGACUAUCACAAUUACCGCGGGGGAUACGAAGACCCCUACUAUGGCUACGAAGACUUUCAAGGUGCUGGUAGAGGACGAGGGGGUAGAGGUGCAAGGGGGGCUGCCCCAUCGAGAGGCCGUGGAGCUGCUGCUCCUAGGGGCAGGGCUGGUUUCUCCCAGCGUGGUGGUGGUCCCGGAUCAGCCAGAGGUGCCCGUGGUGCCAGAGGAGGCGCUCAGCAGAGAGGCCGCGGGCAGGGAAAAGGGGUCGAGGCCGGUCCUGACCUGUUACUAUGAAGACUGACUUGCUAUGUGGGGUUACACCAGAAGCUGCCAAUGGAUGUGAUGGUAAGGUCAACACAAUGGUCCAAUGAUAUUCCAGCCUUAUAGAAGCAUAUCUCCUGGACUGCCACCUAAAGAUCAUCAAUGGAGCAAAUUCAAGAGACGUUACUUGCCUGGACUACUUUUCUGGUAUUAUAGGAAUAAAAGCCUUUGCGUUCAGCAAACUUGCCACCUCGCCUGUUCCCCUGAAAUAUGCCAUUUUAAAAUGUUCAGACUUACUAAAGGUAACUCAGCCUGAAAUAUCAAUUGUAUUUUGCACUUUUUAAGUUUUUAGUUUGAAGUGGCUCAAAGGAGCUUGAUGCUAUUGUAUGGAUUUCAUGCUAAUUGCAGCUUUGUUGGAAUAUCAAUGUUUAAUCUUAAUUGUUUGAUUUGGGUAGGUCUGAAGAGGACAUUUGCAGAUUUAGGUGUAACCACCUGGCAUGGUUAGUCAGGCAUUCCAGGAAAGUGGUUCUUUUAAGAACUUGUCUUUAAAGGGUUGGUUAACUACCUCAGUACAGAGGAUUAAACUACCCUGUCUGUACUGUAAAUAGGGAAACUUAUUGAUGAAAGGAGGGCUUGUUCCUUAUAAAAUAUGCACAAGAGCAACAGCAGAGCAGAUGUACUUAGUGUAAUAUAGUCUUUUCACUGUUGCUCUGACACUGCGAACAGUCAAACUGGGCAUGUAAAAUAAUCUCAUAAGAUGAGUUUGAACAAGCCUUACUUUUAUCCUAUUUGAACUGAAUUAGCUGCCUUGCUUCUUCAGAUUAUGUAGUUACUGGUUGUAUGAUAGUUUAGAAAAAUGUUACUUUUGUAAAAGCUGAAACAUCAGAAAGCAUCAAAACUGUUUUUGAAUAGCCCUGCAGUGUCCCUUUUUUAGUGGACGACAGUCUCUUUAAUCAUCUUUUACAGGCUGUGGUAACAAUUAUGUUCAAAACCAUCGGAGCUCUGUUUUUAUGUAGGAAAUUCCCAAAUCAUGCACAGUUCGAAUGAUUAAUACACUAUUCAUUCGGCUGCCUUUGUGGGUCUGGGGUGACAAACCUGACAAAGCUCUCACAAUUUUCACAUUAGAAACCAGGCAAAUUCCAACCUUGUCAGCUGUUGGCCGUAGCAGCAUUAACAAAACCUUGUAGUUUUCAUUUUAAAAGGGAUACUGCAGCUUUGAUAUUCCAUGUAUUGCAAAAAAGGAGACUGAACUAUUCAUCUGGUUUUGUACACAGUUAACUCCCUCUCAACGAGUCUGUAUCAUUACAAUUUCAAACCUUAGAAAAUGUUACCAGUUUUAAAAUAUUGUUGGUGGCCAACAACCGUUUUUGCAUUCCUGCAAAUAAAUUGUUUUAUACUGUAA
This is a messenger RNA of Lepisosteus oculatus (spotted gar), 3055 nucleotides long. Lineage: Eukaryota; Metazoa; Chordata; Actinopteri; Semionotiformes; Lepisosteidae. The record is from RefSeq and is a predicted model, not a curated record.